Paramacrobiotus metropolitanus is the source of this 1932-nucleotide messenger RNA. RefSeq names its product epoxide hydrolase 1-like. Lineage: Eukaryota; Metazoa; Tardigrada; Eutardigrada; Parachela; Macrobiotidae. The coding region runs from base 231 to 1661 and encodes 476 amino acids. The record is from RefSeq and is a predicted model, not a curated record. The transcript has 7 exons. Gene Ontology annotation, biological process: epoxide metabolic process. Gene Ontology annotation, molecular function: epoxide hydrolase activity.
UUACCUGCCGCAUUGAAACGCUCUUUUAUUUUGUGUUCUGUCUUGUUGCGAAUACGAAAUAUGCAUAUACUGUAAAUGUAAGCUAAAGCGUUGUCCUAAGGAAAUUAUGUUUAUUAACUGGCCCGCGCGUUGCAUACUGCAUGUGCCUGGUUUUUACAUGUAAGUACUGUACAGUGUACUCUACACUCAGUCUACAGUAUAUCGUGAUCGGAGGACACUAACAUCAUAUCAUGGGUAUUAUCGGAACAGCUGCCGUAGUAUUCCUGACCAUUAUUGUUUUGGCGCUUUCUAUUAUUCUCAUCGCCCCGGAUGGCGUGUAUGAUCUCGUUAAUCCCUUGCCGCCGGUAGAGAAAUCAUUUCCUUUUAAGCCAGCAUUCUGGAGGAUUGCUGGUCGCGAUGAAGAACCAGAUAACGAAAUUUAUCCUUUCAAAAUUAAUAUUCCGGAGGAAGACCUUACGGAUCUGCAGCUUCGGCUAAAUCGCAGCAGAUUUGUUGCGCCGAUCGUAGGAGUGAAAUUCACGUACGGAUUCAAUCCCACUGUACUGCGCAAAAUAGUCGAUUACUGGAAAAGCGAAUACAACUGGAAAAAGCACGAAGCGUCACUGAAUGAAUUUCCGCAUUACAAGACAAAAAUCGAAGGUCUGAAUAUCCAUUAUGUCCACGCCAAACCAAGAAUACUGGAAAAAAAUACGAAAAUUUAUCCUGUCAUAAUGCUGCACGGCUGGCCCGGUUCGUUUUUCGAAUUCUGGAAAGUGUUUCCGGAACUGCUGAAGCCACGAAAACUGCCCAGUGGCCGAUCAGUGGCAUGCGAAGUUAUUGUGCCUUCUUUACCCGGUUUCGGAUUCUCGGACGCGUCUGAAAUUCCAGGAAUGACGAUGGCAGAUAUGUCACGAAUAUUUGCAAAACUGAUGGAGAGACUCGGUUUUAAGAAAUAUUUUGUUCACGGUCUUGACUGGGGGGUCGCCAUUGGCCGAUUCCAGUCAAUUAUGUAUCCCAAGAAUGUUCUUGGACUGUCAGUGACCAUCUAUUUACUUCUGCCCAAUGCGCCUUUUUUUCUGAAAAGUGCUUUGGGAAUGCUGGCUCCUUCGCUGGUCGUCAGUCCCGGCGAAGAACGGAAACUUAUCUUCAAACACAUCAUGUGGCAGUUAGGCGAUUCCGGUUUUGCUUAUAUACAUGGCACCAAGCCGGAUUCCGUUACGGCUGCUAUGUCGGAUUCACCGGCCGGUCUGGCUGCCUGGAUCAUGGACAAACAAGUAUCCCAAACUCGACAUUAUGAAAACAUCUACAAAGACGAUGGAGGUCUGCAUGAGUACUUCGAUCUCAAUGAUCUUUUGACCAAUGUCAUGUUGUACUGGUGGACUAAUACCAUUGGUACUUCCGCAAGAAUAUACAAGGAAAACUGUGGAUAUUUUGGAUGCGAGCCGGCCGAUCAGAUACGCUAUCGGUAUAUUGUUCCAGUACCAGCUGUUUUAACGGAUUUUCGCGACGAAGCUCCCGGCAUCCAACCGCCGGACGAUUUCGCAAAACGAAUCUUUCCUAAAGCAGUUUCGUUUGCUAAACAUUCUGGCGGGCAUUUUAUGGGCCUGGAAAACCCAAAGGAGCUUUCCGAAGAUAUCUGGCUGCUCGUCACACACGUAGCCUCUGCUCUUCUAAAACAAUGAUGAAGAUGAAAUGAACAUCUACAAUUGACCUUUCAGGGCGAACCAAUUGAAAGCCCGCACUAAUUUCCGUAAUUUGCCCGGCGUUGAUCUGGAUCACCGGGAAGAGAGUUUUGACAGUGAUUGUGAUGCAGUUUAUGUGAGGAAUCGCAAAUUAAAUGUAUCUCAAAACUAUUAUAGUGCGAUUGCGAACCGCGUUUGGGCUGCCUCAAAUUUCCGUUCUUGUACGUGAUAUCUGGUUGAUAAUAAAUCUCCAACUGCAAUGAAAGAUUGC